Molecule: messenger RNA, 639 nt
Organism: Aphanomyces astaci
Lineage: Eukaryota; Oomycota; Saprolegniomycetes; Saprolegniales; Verrucalvaceae
Exons: 1
Coding region: 135-614 (159 amino acids)
Source: RefSeq, a predicted model, not a curated record
GUUUGAUUGGCUGAUGUAUCCGUAAACCGGAUGGUUUCUAUGGUAGACACGUCCAGUGUCAGCGAUUUUAACACGGGACACAGGGUCCCGUGUUGCAAGCAUCAACCCUGAGCUCCAAUACCACUGAACCCAUCAUGACCCACUCAUCAAGUUUCGCUGACACCAAGCCUGCAAGGACAUGGCAAAGAGGUCGGCAACUGAAGCCGCACUUGUGGAGAGCUUCGACGUGGGCCCUCCCACAAGAUCUGCCGCUUGAUGCUGACAUCAUCCGAAGCGAUGGCAGCUCAACCAUGGUUGAAAGCGACUCCGACAACACUGUAGCACCCCAAACGGCACCCUUCGAACGGAAGCUUUUCUCCGGGCGCAAGAAGCUCAACAAGGCAGCGCGUGGCAAAGAGAAGAGCCCUUCGCAUGCGGAGUCCUUGUUGAAAGGGCUGGAGUCUGUUGGCUCGGGUCUACAGUCUCUUGGGACAGCAGUUACAGCGGCGCAUUUAGUGCCGGACAAUGCGAUCAACAACAAGAUUAUUUCCUCGUUGGAAGUUCAGACCGCUGCAAUCAAUAGACAAUCGGGACAGUUGGAAAGACUCCUUGAAUUUCUAAUUAAUCGUGGAUAAAAGUCAAGUGAGUUUGAACAAUGCU